AUGCCGUUUGGUCUGAAGAGCACAGGAUCCACUUAUCAGAGAAUGAUGACAAGAAUGUUCGAGCCACAGUUGGGCAAGAGCAUCGAAAUCUAUGUCGAUGACAUUGUGGUGAAGAGUAAAGUGGUGUCCAAGCAUUUACAGGACCUCGGCAGCACCUUUGGCGUCUUGAGGAAGCAUAAGUUGCGCCUGAAUGCUUCCAAGUGCUCAUUUGGCGUGGGAUCAGGCAAUUUUUGGGCUACAUGGUUACUUAUAGGGGAAUUGAGUCCCGAGGCUGAUGAAGUUCUGUACGCAUAUAUUGCUGUGGCCCUCCAUGCUGUGAGCUUGGUGCUAAUACGGGAUGAUAAUGGCCUCCAAAAGCCAGUCUAUUACGUGAGUAAGUCGUUUCAUGAAGCUGAGUCUGUACUUCGAACCGUUGACAUCAAAUAUAUGCCUCAGACCUCUAUAAAGGGCCAGGUCCUAGCUGACUUAGUGGCCGAAUUUGCUGAACCACCAGUAGAAAUAGUAGCAAAGGAGCAGAACAUGGAUGGAAAAUUGGUUAGAGUAAUCUCUACACCAGGACCCCCAUGUUGGAAGGUGUACGUUGAUGGUGCAGCAAAUCAAAGGGGAUUCGGAGUGGAGCUAGUCCUAAUAUCUCCCGAGAAAACCAUCAUAGAGAAGUUCCUAAGACUUGCGUUCUCGGCCACGAACAACGAAGCCGAGUAUGAGGCCCUGCUACAAGGAGUUGCCAUGGUACAGAAAACUGGAGGAAAAGCAGUGGAGAUGUUCUCGGACUCGAGACUAGUAGUGGGCCAGGUAAAGGGAGAAUUAGAGGCCAAAGACGUAAGGAUGCAAGAGUACUUAAGGCAGGUCAAACGCUUGCAGUCGGGCUUCGAUCUUUUCAGCUUGUCGCAUGUCUCCAGAAGUGGAAACACUCAUGCAAAUUCACUGGCCACGCUUGCCACCUCCUCGGCAGAGGAUCUGCCUCGAAUUAUUCUUGUCGAGCAUCUAGAUAGAGCGAAUGAAGUAGCCAAAAGCAUGGUCCAUGUUCAUGAGGUUAGAGUGGGCCCUAACUGGAUGGACCGUAUGGUGAGGUUCCUCAAAGAUGACAUCUUGCCCAAGGAAAAGUCGGAGGCGGAGAAAAUACGAAGAAAAGCUCCUCGGUUCUGGUUGUCCGAGGACCAUAAAUUGUACAAACGCUCAUAUUCCGGGCCAUAUUUACUGUGUGUCCACCUUGAGGCAUCAGAACUACUGCUUGAAGAGCUGCACGAAGGGAUCUGCGGGAGUCACAUAGGAGGAAGAUCCCUGUCGCACCGAGCCAUUACCCAGGGAUAUUGGUGGCCGGGGAUGCAGAAGGAAGCCCUGGAAUACGUUAAAAAGUAUAAUGGACUCCAGUUUGACAGCAAGGCAUUCAGAAGAUACUACUGCGAGCUGGGGAUCACUAACAGGUACUUAACUCCAGCUUAUCCUCAAGGAAAUGGGCAAGCCGAGGCUGUCAACAAGGUCAUAGUUAAUGGGCUUAAGAAGAGACUGGAUGACGCCAAGUGA
This is a messenger RNA of Quercus robur (English oak), 1524 nucleotides long. RefSeq lists its product as uncharacterized. The record is from RefSeq and is a predicted model, not a curated record. Gene Ontology annotation, molecular function: nucleic acid binding; RNA-DNA hybrid ribonuclease activity. The transcript has 4 exons. Lineage: Eukaryota; Viridiplantae; Streptophyta; Magnoliopsida; Fagales; Fagaceae. Gene Ontology annotation, biological process: DNA integration. The coding region runs from base 1 to 1524 and encodes 507 amino acids.